Molecule: messenger RNA, 2603 nt
Organism: Mytilus trossulus (common blue mussel)
Lineage: Eukaryota; Metazoa; Mollusca; Bivalvia; Mytilida; Mytilidae
Exons: 2
Coding region: 1-2532 (843 amino acids)
Source: RefSeq, a predicted model, not a curated record
AUGGCGAUACACACAUCCUUUGAUUUUUAUAAACCCGGAACGAAUAUAACAAGUAUGGAAUAUAUCAAAAAGUACAUAGAUCCGGAUUACCCAUCGUUCUAUAGUGAUAUUUGGAAGUCUGUUGGUUGUGAAUCAGGUGCCAACUUCUAUGCUGGAGACAGUGAUGACAAAAUUUACAUUAACGAUUUCACAAAUGGAUUUACUUUCAAAUUGCAUAACAUAUCAUUCGAAUCUGUACAAACUGUUCAUGGAAGAAACCGAAAACAGUCCGGAUACUCCAUGAAACUGGUAAAUGAGGCUUUUAAGUUUUAUUCAAAUUAUUCUACAAGAAAGGAGAUUUCAUGGAUUGUAAAUGAGGACUACAGUCCUGUAUCAAACUUUAAAAUCUUAAGUUGGAAUAAGCAUUCUACAAUCAAUGUGAAAAACAAUGUUAGAGGUAUCAAGGCAGAAUGCGUUAACACAGAUAAUAUCAGCUCUUUACCUGCUAUGUGUUACUAUACAAAUAAAGAAUUCUUCUAUACAGAUGAAUUUUUAGACAUUAUAGGAAUUUCUAGAGACAUGGACAGAAAAGAGUAUCAUCAAAGGUCAAAAAGGUUGUACUCAUUUCUUAAAGAUAACAUUGGUAAUGAGGAAUUGGUUGAAACAAGGAGAACUUUAAUGGAUAAUAAAUUCAAAUGGUUAUGUGGGGCUUUCGAAACUUGUUUUGUUAGCGGAAGUAAAGCUGAAGGUCUUGACAUCAUAGGCAGUGAUACUGAUCAUAUGUGUGUUAUUGAUGAUGCAGAUGAAAUAGAUGGAAAUUUCCGCGUUCAAGAUGGAUUCAUCUUCGAUUCAACUUCUGACACUACCUCACCUGGAUAUAUCUCGAUAAGACAGGUUCGCAAUGGAAUAAUUUCAAACAUAGACUACAGUAGUAGCAAGUUUAAAUUAAUAAGAAAGGAAGAGUUUGAAUUUAGAUUUCAAAGUUUAAUUAUUACUUACAAACAUGGACCAUCAAUAUCUACAUCGAAUUCGGGAAUGGAAAUCGACUGGGUUUAUUGCUUUAAAUCGGAAAUAUGGCCACGUAUUGCCACGGAAUUUGCAAACAGACACAGGUGCUUUGAAUGGCCUUCUAAAGAGCUUGAUUUUCACAUAACUGAGUCUGGGUGUCAUGUUGUACCAAAGUCAUCAGUAGAAAAUCAACAUGGCGAUGAAUGGAGAUUAUCCUUUUCUCAAGCUGAAAAUGCUUUAGUAAGAUCAUUUAACCACACCCAGUUAAUGACUUAUGGCGCAUUGAAAAUAGUAUUUGAAGAGAUUUUCAAUGAAAAAGGAACCAAUUAUGAAUGUGUUUUUGCUUCAUAUAUAUUGAAAACAGCAUUAUUUUGGGUUUCUGAAGACCAUGAACAAAUCAUUUGGCAGCCAUCAAAUAUAAUACUAUGUAUUACAUUAUGUAUAAUCUAUCUAAGGAAAUGUGUUAAAAAUAUGAACUGUCCUAAUUUUUUCGUUGAAACAAACAAUAUGUAUCUUGACAAAUAUCCAGAAGAAGCGAUUCCGGGGCUUUUAGAAAUUUUAGAUGUUGUCAGUUCUAACAUAUUGCGAUUGGUCUGGCAGGCUACGCCCUUUUCAAUUUCUAAGAAAGACCACCAGGUCAUUAGUGGCAAAAAUUGGGAAAUUGCAAAUAACGUAAACACCAAUCGUCUAGCAUUUUUAUCUUAUCAUAAAAUUCUUAUCUUCCACCAGUGGAAAUAUCACAGAUGCAAAACAAAUAAUGAGUGUCCUUCUUCAGGCGUAGGUGACAAGCCAGUACACAAAUUUCUCAAGAAACUUAUUCUCUAUCCGUGUUAUCAGUUCAUUAAAUGUCCAAGUACUCCGACGAAUAAACAUGACUACGUUCUGAAUAAGUUAAUUUUGCAGUUUAUAUUGCGCGGGAAUAAAGUUAACAAAGUCACGGCAGAAUUGAAUUUAGCGUCGUGGUUUUAUAACUUUGAGAGAUAUGAGGAUUGUCUUCAAGUGAUUGAUGUCGCUCUGGAAUGGAUCGGUAAUGCCGUUUACAUUUUCGAUAUUUCCGGAGUGUUUCAAAAUCAAACAGUCGACAUCCAAGUUGUUUUACAAUCAUAUCAUUUCAGAGAAAUGGCCUUGAAAUUUCAUUUGGAACCAUAUAAAAUGUUCCCAAAUUCAAACUGUGCUAUUGAUGAAAUGAAAGAAUGUAUGAAAUAUUGCAAAUCCAAGUUAAAAGCCACUGUAUUGGAUGACUUUGGAUUGAUUAUUCAUGCCGAAACCUAUUGUCAUUUUUUGCGUUUUUUAUGCUACCAUAAACAGAAAAGGUUUCGAAAACGUUCAAUAUCUUUAAAAGAUCUUUAUGAUGUAAAAUACUUAGAACAAUGUGCCAUGUACCAGCAUAACAAGUUUUACAGUUUUCUAUUGGGUGAAAUGUGUAAACAGCUUAUCAAAGGCAAAAACGAAAAUAUAGAUUAUGACAAAAUAUUUGUAAGCAUGGGUAAAGAUUUGUCUUUGGACAUUAUUGCAGAGACUGGGAUCAAUACAAGUAAAUAUUGAACUAAUUAUACCUCCGAAGACGAUUCUGCUUUAGCAAAUACAUGAAUAUAGGUGAAAGCACAAUUAACGUG